AUGAGCUGUCACAUAUGCGCCUCUGCUCACCCCCGCUUGUCGUUCCUCUGCCCGACGUGUGUCCGCAAUCGUCUUUAUCGCCUACGCCUAGAGAAUACCCGGGUCCUUUUGGAGAAGGGUGUGGUAGAAAAACAAAUUGAAGUCGCCGUCUGCCAUCAGUUUUCUCAUAAAUCGCAAGUCGAAGCCGGCUCAUCGAGGGCAGACCCUGAAACCCUCAAGUGCUGGGCCCUGCAGACGAUCUUGAGUCAACAAGCUGGCUCAGUGUCACGGAGCGAUACUCUAGAUCAGCAAAUCAAGACCUUAAAAGAAGAUAUUCAAGCUAAGAAGAACAGUAUCUUUGAGCGCAAAGGAUUAUUGGCCCGUAGGCGCUCUGAUGCUGAAUCUGCUCGAUACCAGCUCGGGGAGCGGGAGACUGCCAUCUUGACAGGGAUACAGAACACAACCAAGCGGACUGAGCACCUCUGGCACUCAUUACACAGCAAGACAGCUGAAGCAAGAAUCUUUCUCUGUCGAGAAGCUGCCCAUCUCUAUGGUCUACGACAGAAGACCACGAAGAAAGCGGAUGCGCGCCCAAAUUAUGUAUUAGGAGGCAUAUCUAUAGUAGAUCUGAGAGAUAUGAAUGGUGCUACACCAGCUCAGAUCUCAACUUCACUAUCCAACAUCGCACACCUCCUCAUACUUGUUUCGCACUAUCUCUCCCUGCGACUCCCCGCGGAGAUCACUUUACCCCACCGAAAUUAUCCUACCCCGACUAUAUUUGCCCCCAAUGCAUCAUAUCACUCGCGUGAGGCUCCUGAUGGCUCUUCUAUUCCACAAACCUCUACAUCCAGCCCCACAACGUCGAGGAUGGCGGAAGUACGCUCUCAACCACGGCCGCGGCCACUCUUUAUUGAUAAACCUUUACCUCGUUUGGCUAAGGAAGAUCCUGGAACUUACGCUCACUUUAUUGAGGGAGCUGCGCUUCUCGCCUGGGAUGUUGCUUGGCUUUGUCGAACUCAGGGGAUCAACCUAUCAUCCGACUCAUGGGAGGAAGUGUGCAACAUUGGAAAAGGGAUGUGGCAACUACUUGUUGGGCCACCAGCUCAACCGUCGACUCUAAUGCGAGCCUUUGCCGGUCGAGAUACGCAAGCCAAAAUGAAAACCAAUAGGGACUCCCCCCAGACCACUAUUCAACGCCCCAAAUCCUUUCCUAUGUUGGGACACUACUCGCACGGCACCGUUCAUUCUUUCCUUGGGGCGGCUGAGGGAUCUGAUUUUGUUCGAUCCUGGAAGCUACCCACGCCCACUCGAAUUGUGGACAAACUGAAAUUUAAUCUCCUUGGAGAAAUGACAAGUGCAGAAUGGGAGUUGUUAGAAGAGAAGGAGUGGGAUGAUGAACAUGAACAACCAAUAGUCCCUGGCCCGCUUUCUUCUACUCCACCUGGAGCGCACGUGGGCAGGGACAACAAUCUAACAACAGAUGAGACUCGUCGAAAAGGGUCCAGUGGUUGGACGAAACUCAACAGUAGAUAG
Messenger RNA from Penicillium taxi, 1512 nucleotides. RefSeq names its product Atg14 domain-containing protein. Gene Ontology annotation, molecular function: SNARE binding. The coding region runs from base 1 to 1512 and encodes 503 amino acids. The transcript has 2 exons. Gene Ontology annotation, cellular component: endosome; lytic vacuole. The record is from RefSeq and is a predicted model, not a curated record. Gene Ontology annotation, biological process: SNARE complex assembly. NCBI's taxonomy places the organism in Eukaryota, Fungi, Ascomycota, Eurotiomycetes, Eurotiales, Aspergillaceae.